CAGAGAGAGAGAAACAGACGGAGAAAGAGGAAGAGAGGAGGCUGUGUGUUCGUUUCACCUCCUAAUCAGUUUUCCUGGAGGAUCUAUCAUCGGCUGAACGAUAGCAGGCAAUUAGAAAGCGAAAUAAGACGACCUUCUACCAUCUCAAAUUUGAGCCUCAUACAAAUUACAGACAUGGAUGCUCCCCUUUCGACCCCCUGUAAUAUCCAGAUUUGUGAGGUGACCUGCGACUCCUUCCGGAUCAUGUGGGAUAUGACCCCCGAGGACACGGCCAGAGCCACACACUUCUUCAUCGACUUAAGCCGCAAGGCCAACAGGGACCCCAACCGCUUCAAACACAGGGACGUGCCGACCAAGCUGGUGGCCAAAGCCGUGCCUCUCCCCAUGGCAGUGAGGGGACACUGGUUCCUCAGCCCGCGGACAGAAUAUUGUGUUGCUGUUCAAACUGCUGUCCGACAGCCAGAUGGUGAUUACUUGGUCUCAGAGUGGAGCCAGGUGGUGGAGUUUUGCACUGGGGACUACGCAAUGGAGCACCUACAGCAGCUUCUCGGCAAGGCCAAGGGCUCAGCGGGGAGGCUGCUGAAAUUCUCUGUCUUUUAUCGCAACCAGCACCCAGACUACUUUGAUUAUGUCAGAAAGGAGUGUGGAGGUCUGAUGCGUCCAGCCCUCAAAGACACCAGUGGGAGUCACGGCUCACCCAUCAGCGGCAAACUGCAUGGAGUCUUCUUCAGCUGCAACACAGAGUUUGAUACAGGGCUCCCUCCCAAAGACUCCCCGUACGGACCCCUGCGGUUUCAGAUCCCGGCUGGACACCUGCUGAACCCCAACAUCUGCCUGUAUUUUGCAGACUUCUACUGCAUGUACACGGCCUACCACUAUGUGGUGCUGGUGCUUGCCCCUGUUGGCUCAGAGGGAGAUGCCUUCUGCCGCACCCGCCUCCCUAUGCUGGACUUGGCUUCCAACCCCUUUUUGACAUACACUGCCUCUCAGAGACCCGGGGAGGAGCCCUUGUACUGCCACGCCAGCGACGUCAUCCUCGAGGUGCUGUUCACCGAGCCGGUUCACUUGGAUCAGGGCGGCGUGGAGCAAAUCAGCGGGCACCAGCUUAUGAGUCUGACCACCGCCAAUGCCAAGAAAGACCCGAGCUGCAAAGUGUGCAACAUCAGCGUGGGACGCUGAGGGAAGCGCUGGCGCAGAACUUGAAGUGUGCAAGUCUGCAGCCAAGACAGACGCUGUGAUGCAAAAAGAUGGUUGAGCCCAUCAUGUGUAGGUCAGAACACUGUGGAAAGAGUCACCUCUCAGGGUGCACUCGUGCUGCUUUCCCUCCUCCCUCCUGCCUGGACCAGAUAGUGUAUUUAAACUAGAAGACUUAUAAAAGUGUGUAUAGCAUUACUCCAUCCUAAUCACAGCUGGAAAUACAAUGAACAUGCAUCCAUGACAAAAAAAAAAUGCACUGAAAACACAGCAGGCUUAAGAAGACUGUUUUUUCUGGCAUCAUCAUGGUGAUGUUCUUUUUGUUUUUGCCCAUUUUCCCUUUGAUGUGUUUUUUUCACAACUGACAUUUUGACUUGUUGCAGUAGGGAAAUAAUAGUCAAGAUGACGUUUUUCUAAUAUGGACACUUGCUCACUUUCAUAGCUUACUCAGCCAUCAUCAGUCCUCCUGCUCUUUCUUUGCUGUGACAAGUCAAAGCUGGUGUGACGGCAUGUAAACUUCUUCUUUUUUUUCCUGUGGAGAUUAUUUCAGUUUAUUGUGAUCACCUCUCAAACAACAUACACUGCCAUGUUUCUCCUACAAAAUGAAGUCUAAUCACUUAUACUACACUGAAACAUGAACGUUAGUUUCCAGCAUCCUCACUGAAUACUUUCCUGCUUCACUUUAAAUGUAAGGUUAUGACUAAGAAAUUGUCAUACUGCAGAACAGUAGGAUACUUUGUAACAGUAAAAGCCAUUAGGAGGAGGUUCAGUGUUUGAACAUAAGAGAAAGGUAAUGAGGAAGCUCUCAAAGCUCCCUGCAGUCGCUCUUUGGCAGCUGUGCUAAGAUUAGCGGCUUCUGCUAUUGGCCUCCUGUUUGUCCCUGCCCAGUAAUCUCUGACCUAUAUGGGAAUCCCAGAAAUGCCUAAAGUGAAAGGGAUCCCCU
This is a messenger RNA of Maylandia zebra (zebra mbuna), 2137 nucleotides long. It is a transcript of the gene phyhip, whose product is annotated as phytanoyl-CoA 2-hydroxylase interacting protein. Lineage: Eukaryota; Metazoa; Chordata; Actinopteri; Cichliformes; Cichlidae. The record is from RefSeq and is a predicted model, not a curated record. Gene Ontology annotation, cellular component: cytoplasm. Gene Ontology annotation, molecular function: protein binding.